CCUUGAGUGCGCGUGCAGUCGUUAGGUUGUUUUCGCAACCCACUGUAGUCAGUGCGAUCAAAUUGUGCUUUAAACAUCUGUGUGGCCAUCAUAGUUGAGGACGGGGCGACUGGAUUACCGCGGCAGUAUUUCGAUAAAAGGAGAACUGUUUUGCUUGCUCGUUUUGUUUUAGCGUUUUCUAACGGUUUUGCUGUAGUCUUUUGUUUUUGUAUGUGUGAUGGACGCCAUUUUAGGUUGAUCACACUUAACUUACUAGCUGCUAGCCACAUUGUUUCAGGCCUUGCUUCAAACUACGUCGGUUUGUGUUUUGUUGAGAUUUGGACUACACCAAACAAACAUUUCGGAGGGACUUUGAUGCGGACAUUGGGGAGACAUAUUUGACCAGACUCUACACGUUCACCCGUACGGACACUGUUUGAACUGUGUAUUUCUUUGUCAGAGUUGGACCUUGCGGACAGCUCACGGCUAACCGCCAUUUGGUCCUGGGACAUUGAGAAACAGCAGGAGUAUUUCGAUCUUCUGCCGGGAAAUUCCGUGGACUAAAAGUCACUUGCGUCUUUAAGAUUGCGUGUUACACAUGAUCACAGUCUCUUUGAACACUUGAUAUUUUCAAUUCGCAGUUAUUCACGUGAGGCAGAAUCCACACGACCCUCCUUAGUGGUGACUCUUAAUUUAAAAGAGUGUUGAGAUGAUGAGCAAACAUGGCUAUUAUUCUUAAACUGUUAAGCUGAUAAACUGACACUGAGUAAAGGGUGAUCGCUGGGAGAGCCCAGGCGGUCGUGCGAAUUGUAGUUGAGUUUGGUUGUGUGUGGUGGUGGUGUCUGACCACGAGGAUUGUUUAAACAUGUCUUGUGUCCAUUACAAGUUUUCUUCUAAACUUAACUACGACACGGUCACCUUCGAUGGCCUUCAUAUCACGCUCAGUGAUUUGAAACGCCAGAUCAUGGGGAGAGAGAAGCUGAAGGCCGCGGAUUGCGACCUGCAAAUCACCAAUGCUCAGACUAAAGAAGAAUACACUGAUGAUGGAGCCCUCAUCCCUAAAAACUCGUCUGUCAUCAUCAGACGAAUCCCUAUUGGAGGGCUGAAGUCCACAAGCAAAACAUUUGUCAUCGAUCGAUCUGAACCAAGUGGAUCUUCAAAAGCAAUUGAUGAUUCUUCAUCCAUUUCACUGGCCCUGCUUUCAAAGACAGCCAAUCUUGCUGAAACAAAUGCAUCAGAGGAAGACAAAAUAAAAGCAAUGAUGUCUCAGUCCAACCAUGACUAUGACCCAAUCCAUUAUGCAAAGAAGCUUGUUGGUCCGCCUCCCCCAAACUACACUUGCUUUCGUUGUGGAAAAACUGGACAUUAUAUCCGAAACUGCCCAACCAAUGGGCAGGAUCGAAGUUUUGAAGCUCCCCAACGGAUAAAGAAAAGCACAGGAAUUCCUCGGAGUUUCAUGGUGGAGGUUGAUGAUCCAAACAGAAAGGGAGUCAUGUUGACCAACAGUGGAAUAUAUGCCAUUCCUACUAUUGAUGCUGAGGCCUAUGCCAUUGGGAAGAAAGAGAAGCCACCAUUCUUGCCCCAAACUCAAUCUUCAUCCUCAGAGGAAGAAGAUCCAGUGCCUGACGAGCUGCUCUGUUUGAUCUGCAAGGAUCUUAUGACAGAUGCUGUGGUUAUCCCCUGCUGUGGAAAUAGCUACUGUGAUGAGUGUAUUCGAACGUGUUUGCUGGAGUCUGAUGAACAUGUUUGCCCAACCUGCAAACAAUCUGAUGUAUCUCCUGAUGCAUUGAUCGCAAACAAAUUCUUGCGCCAAGCAGUGAAUAAUUUUAGGAAUGAAACUGGAUAUACCAAGAGGAUUCGAAAAGCUGCAGCUGCUCAUCAAGCAGCUGCACAAGGAGCCCAAACACAAGCUCCUGCCCAGCGGCCACCUAUGAGGCUGGCAACCUCACGCCAGCAGGACCCUCUGAUGGCCAAUGUUCCAAGCUCAGCAGCUGAUAGCACCCCUCCCCAAAGCACACUUGCUGCCCCUUUAUCUCCUGUUAGCACUCAUCAGCCCUCCAGCACCCCACCUUCUUCUAGCAGCUCCACUGUAAACAGCAGCAGUGCACCUGCAGCAUCGAACUAUAGCCCUGUGGUGAACUCUCCUCAGCACUCUACUAAGCAGGAUGACCCUCCUUCAUCUAAGGAACCAGAGGUCCCAGCAUCUACUGUUGUGCCUUCAUCAGACACUGCUGCCCCAACAACUUCCAUUCCGAAGGGAUACCAUGUCCCAGUAAUUGGGAAGCCAAAUAUGCCUCAGCAUCACAUGCAUAGAUCAGGGCAGCCAAGGGCUAGUGGACCAAGGCCGUCUGGAAGCCGUCCUGCAUGGGAUCCGUCCUCAAGUAGAGGGAGAGCUCCUAGUGAGCGACCACCAAGAACACAGCCUCCCCCAGUACAAAACCUUCCUCCUGUAGUCCCUCCAGUGUAUGUGCCUCCUGUUCUUUUUCCACCUCCACCACAUCCUAUGCCUCAGCCACCUGGUGGUGUUCCACAGCAGUAUCCCAUACAGUAUCCUCCAGGACAACAGCCUCCCCCUCCCUACAACAUUCCGCCACCUGUAUUUCCACCUGUCCCACCAAAUGUGACCGCUCCAUGGGUGCCUCCUGGUGCACAGCCACCUAUAGCCAACCCCAUCUCUACUAUGCCAGCAGCACCUUUUCUAUCCAAGGAGGAGUUUUACCGUCAGCAGCGUAGACUGAAGGAAGAUUCCCAAUGUCGAUUCGUUACCAGGGACAAGAAGUCCAAACUUGAGGAAUUUACUAAUGACUUUGCCAAAGAGCUUUUGGAGUACAGAAAGAUCCAGAAGGAGAGAAGGCGAUCCUACUCUAGGUCAAAAUCUCCUUACAGGGAUUCCUCCUACAGUGGCUCAUCAUAUUCGUAUUCCAAAUCCCGCUCUCGGUCCAGAUCACCACGCUCCUACUCUCGGUCAGUUUCCCGAUCUCGGUCAAGAUCCCGCUCACGCUCUCGUUCGCGAUCACGCACCUACUCUCGCUCACCAUACUCCCGCAGGGGCCGAGGUCGAAGCCGUAGCUAUCGAUCUAGGUCACGCACUCCAACAUACCAUCGCUCCCGCAGUAGAUCACCAUCAUAUAGAGGUCGGGAGAUGAGUGGAAUGGGAAGUGGGAUCUAUCGUUCCCGCUCUAGAUCCCCACUAUAUAGGAAUCACAGUCCCAGCAAGAAACUCCCACCCCCUUCUCAAAUUGAGGGUGAGCGCAAAUAUGCAGGGAGGUACAGAGAGCUCCCUCCUUAUGAUCCUAAGGAAUAUUAUGGCCGCAACAUAGACCAAAGUGACCCCUAUGAGAGAGAGCGAUAUCGAGAGUGGGAAAGAGAGUACAGGGAGUGGUACGAUAAAUACUUCAAGAGCUACAACAACCCACCAAGUAGUCAAAUGCGAGGACGUGCUCCAGGCAGCAGGGAACCCUAUACUCCUGAGCGUUUUGCUCCUCCCCGACCAAGAGAAAACUCCCCCUACAGCAGGGGUCGUCGGGAGGAUUAUCCACCACCACCUCAGAGCCACGGCGUCCCACCAAGAAGCAGAGGUUCCAUGACAUACCAAGAGAAGUGUGCUGAGAAGUAUGGCCACCUUCAUGUCAACACCACUGGAGCAGGAAGAGGACUUAACAAAGAGUUUUUGAAACCUCUUAAGGACCGAGAACCCGGUGGCAGCACUGCUGCAGACCCCAAGUCUAUGAAGCAUAAAAAACAUCGCAAAAAGAAGAGAGAAGAUAGUGACCUCUUCAGUCACUCUGACUCUAUGGAUGAAUCCAGGAAAGAUGAUCGUAAAGAGGAUUCCAUGCUGAUGAAUUCAAGUCGUGAUGAUGCCACACCUGUCAGGGAUGAGCCCAUGGAUAGCUCUACAGUGCCCUACAAGACUACUCCUGUAAAGGAGAAGAAAGAGAGGUCAAAAAGCAAAACUGACAAAGUUAAACGAAAGUCUGAAAACAGUGGGCAGAAGAAGGAAGCAUCAGGGAAGAUGUCAAAACCUGCUAGAGAGAAAGAAUCUGAUGCACCGCGAGAGAAAGUGGCUCCCACUGAACCAGCCAUUAAGAGAGUCAAAGACGAACCAUCCCACAAAUCUGAACCAAGCAAACCUCAAUCCUCAGAGUCCAAACUCAUGCUCCCACGCAAGUUGAUGCAGUCUAGGCCCAUCAAACACCAUCAGGAGGUAAAGCCCAUCAAAGAUGAGCUCAAAAGCAAGAAAGAAUUGGUGAAAGAUCCUGUAAAGCCAGAUAAAAUUCCUGUCAAAGAUGGGAAGGUCCCCAAAAAAGAGCCAGAGAAGCCUGUGAAAACUGAGGAGAAGAUGCCUGCUAAGACAGUUGAUACUAAACAAGAUAAGAAGAAACGGAAAGAUGACAAGCCACCUGUGAAAGACCUAGAUGUUCCUCCAGUAAAAGUAGCAAAAAUAGAAGUUGGCGUGGCUAAAAGCUCUCCAAAACCUAAACCCAGACUGGAGAGCGAAAGGCCUGUUGAAAAGGAGAAAGUAGCUAUUCCGUCUCUGAUGGACAUUAAGCCAGAGCCUGUAAGAAAGAUUAAAAUCAACAGGGAAAUUGGCAAGAGAAUUUCUAGCAUUGAUCGGCCACUUUCAGCUGAGGACUCUGCUCAUGCCACAGGAAAGGGCAGACUGGACAAGUCUAGAGGAAAAUUGAGGAGGAAGGUUCAUGCUCCCGAUGGGUCAGUGUCCAUAUUGGUUGAUUACACCAGCACCAGUUCUACAGGUGGAAGCCCCAUCAAAAAGCAUGAAGACAAGCUUGACCUAAAGAAGACUGUGGUGAAGACCCUGGAGGAAUAUACCAAUGACAGCUCCUCCCCUGCUGAGGAUGAAAUUGUCAUGAUCCAGGUGCCCCGAUCCAAGUGGGAAAAGGAAGACUAUGAAUCUGAGGAUGAUGAAUCUAAGGUUGCCACCAGAACAGGCAGCAUCAACACAUCCAGCUCUGCUCCUUCAGGGGAGAACACUGCAGUGAAAUCAGCUGGCAAGGAGUCUCCACAUGCCGACAAAGCUCCGCCAGUCUCCAAAGAGGCAGACGUCAAACCUGCCAAGGACUCCACAUCUGGCGAUAAAGAGAAAGAUACUGACAAGGAGAAAGACAGAGAGCAAGAACGAGACAGAGGGAAAGAAAAAGACCGCAGCAGCACUGCAGAUCGUGAGGCAACUGAUAAAAGGAAACCUAGUGUACCUAAUCAGGAAAGAGAGCGUGCACAGGAGAAGGGCAGUGACCAUGGCAGUGAACGAAGCUCUUCUUCCCAGUCCUCCAGAGAUAGGCAAGCUGACAGGCCUGAACCUACCUCUAGAAAACCAGCAGGAAAGGAGACGACUCCAGGCGUCCCCAGUAGAAAAACAGAAAAUAGAGAUGAUGCAAGAGACCACUUAGGCACUAGAUCAAAAGAUGAGAGAAAUCCAAUCAGGAGGAGAGUAUCGCCCUCCCCGCCCCCAAGGGUAAAGGACUUACACACAGACUCUGGAAGAAAAACUCGUGAAGCACCUCAGGAGUCACAAAGUCCAAGUAGGAAUAAGAGAGUAUCAUCGCAGAAUGCCCCAGAGCCAAAACGAACAGGGCCAGAGGACCACAAAGGAGACUGGCCAUGCAGUAAGGAGAGCCAGGGUUCUAGGCAUUCUGAUGUACGUAACGCAAAAGACCGGGAACACAGGACUCCUCAUAGAGCUUUGACUCCAGAGCCUAGGACUGAUGCAGAGAAAGGUGGCGCACAUGGCGACCACAUCAAAAUCCCAUCUGCACGCUCCACGAGACUGUCCUCAGAUUUAGCACGGGAAACAGACGAGGCUGCGUUUGUCCCUGACUACAGCGAAAGCGACAGCGAGACCUCAGACAUUGAGAGCAAAAUGGAGCAGAGAGGACGAGAGAGGGACAGCAGUGGCAGCCAGAGUCCGAGCCCAUCUGGCAGCCACGGACACAGCAGCAGCCCCAGCUCUCCCGGCAGUCAGGACAGCAAAAAGAAGAAAAAGGACAAAAAGGAGAAGAAGGAAAAGAAGAAACACAAGAAGCACAAAAAACACAAAAAGCAUAAGAAACAUACGAGCAAUGAGUCUGAAUCAGAGCUCAAAGGACAGAAACACAAACAUAAGAAAAAGAAGUCUAAAAAGAGCAAGGACAAAGACAAAGAUGACAAAGAAAAAGAUGAGAGUGAGAGAGACGAACAUAAGGCAAAAGUAUCUGUUUAAUUCAUUUUAGGUUUAACCAUUUGUUUGAUUUACUCAUCUUUAAGCAGCAUUGAAAAAUAAAAAUAUUGUUCUGCAGAGAAGUUUAAGUACAGUUCAGAUUUCAUUGUUUGCGAUUUUCUCAAUGGUUAAAGACAUGCUUUUUUGACCACGCUAACCUCUCCCACCAAUGUAAGAGAGUAGCUACUUUAAUGAUAAAGGUUAUUUUAUUUUGUUCUGAAUUUUCAUGAAUGUUUUGGUUCUCAUUUAAAAUUGUUGCAGAUUGUCAUUACAUCAUGGUUUUGCAUUAAGGCAAUUGUAGAGGAAGCACUUUAGAAAUGUGAACGUGAUCGCAGAUGUGCAAAAUUUGCAAAGAGUUGCAAAAGCCCUUUUGUACCUCAUCUCUUGUAUGUUUAAGUUGGAGAGAAACAUAUCAUUAUGACAGUAUGAUAAUAUUGUUACAGAGGUAACGGGAGAGUGGCAUCCAGCCAUUGGGGCAAGCUGAUUUACAGUGUAUGUUUUUGCACUGUGAAUAUUUCCUCUACUCUUUCGUUUUAUUCUAAUUCACCUUCAUAAGAGUAAUUUAAAUUAUAUGCUGAAAUGGAAUUGCAUAUGUUUUGAGGAUAAUAAAUUUUUUUC
Molecule: messenger RNA, 6811 nt
Organism: Sinocyclocheilus anshuiensis
Lineage: Eukaryota; Metazoa; Chordata; Actinopteri; Cypriniformes; Cyprinidae
Product: E3 ubiquitin-protein ligase RBBP6-like
Exons: 17
Coding region: 845-6196 (1783 amino acids)
Biological process (GO): ubiquitin-dependent protein catabolic process; protein ubiquitination; mRNA processing
Cellular component (GO): nucleus
Molecular function (GO): ubiquitin protein ligase activity; zinc ion binding; nucleic acid binding
Source: RefSeq, a predicted model, not a curated record